Molecule: messenger RNA, 525 nt
Organism: Musca vetustissima
Lineage: Eukaryota; Metazoa; Arthropoda; Insecta; Diptera; Muscidae
Product: protein transport protein Sec61 subunit alpha-like
Biological process (GO): post-translational protein targeting to membrane, translocation; SRP-dependent cotranslational protein targeting to membrane, translocation
Cellular component (GO): Sec61 translocon complex; membrane
Molecular function (GO): ribosome binding; transmembrane protein transporter activity; signal sequence receptor activity
Source: RefSeq, a predicted model, not a curated record
CCAUGGUUACUACUGGACGUGGUACUGAAAUCGAAGGGGGCGUCAUUGCCUUGUUCCACUUGAUGGCCACCCGCAAAUGUAAGGUCCGUGCCUUGCGUGAAGCCUUCUAACCUCAAAACUUUGUCCAACUUGAUGAACUUGUUGGCCACUGUUCUCGUUUUCGUCGUUGCCAUAUUACCCAUCAAGUCUGCCCAUUAUCGUCAAUACAGCAGCUAUCCCAUCAAAUUGUUCUACACCUCCAACAUUCCCAUCAUAUUGCAAUCGGCCCUCGUCUCCAACUUGUAUGCCAUCUCACAAAUGUUGGAUGUCAAAUUCCAAGGUAACUUCUUCAUCAACCUCGGUGUUCUCGGUGUUUGGGCUGAUGUUGGCCGCCCAGCUCGCUCUUAUCCAAUUGGGGGUCUAUGCAACUGCCUAUCGCCACCGGAAAGUGUUGGUCACAUUUUAAACGAUCCCAUUCAAUCCAUUCUCUACAUCGUCUUCAUGUUGGGCUCUCGCGCUAUCUUCUCCAAGACAUGGAUUGAAUAA